AUGGCCUGGACCUGUACAGAGUGCGAGUUCGCAGCCAAUGAGGACGGCCAGGAGGCGUGUGUGGCCUGUGGCUCGGAGCGGCCGGAGGAGGAGCAGCAAGAGGAGGCAGCGGCCGAGUCGACGUCAGCAACGGACGAGGACGGCGACUCCGGCCCCGAGGUUGUAGUCAUCGAGCUGCCGGCUAAGGAGAAGCUCGGCGUGAAGCUUAUGCCGCCCACGGACGGCGUGAUCGACCACGGUCUUGCUAUCGAUAACAUUAACAAUCCUUUACUGGAGAACAAGGUACAGGCUGGUGAUCUUAUCGUCGCUAUUGGAGGACAGAACGUAGACGGCAUGGGCUUCUCCGACGCUAUUGAUCUGAUUCGUAAGAUGCCUCGACCUCUGGCUAUUUCUUUCGAGAUCGACGAAGCCCGACGUCAACAAGUUGUGCGCGAGAAGUUCCAGCAGAAUAAAGAUGACGAUCUGGACAAGGAGCUCACCACGUACGCUGUGGUGUUCGACAAUGGACCUAUGGGAUUGAACCUGGAAGAAGCCGUACGAUACGGUAUUGACGGUGCCGUGGUACGUGCACUGAAGGGUCAAGCGAAGACAAGCGGUAUGAUUUCUGUCGGCGAUAUCGUGUACAAGGUGAACGAGACGGAUGUGCUGUGUAUGCCGUAUCUUGAAGUCAUGAACGUACUUCGUAACGCGACAGCUCCCAAGACUCUGCAGUUUGUGCCAAAGGAAAAACUGGCCGAUGUGCAGCGUGUAAACUCACGACACUCCGAGUCUUUCCGACUUCGUGAGUCGACGUCCCACGUGAAGCAGAAACUGAUGAAUAACCCGCGCCUUGUGAAGGACGACGGCAAUGAAGGCGACGAUAACCAGUCGAUUGCGCAGUUGAUUCUGAAUAACCAAGCCGCGACUAUCAAGAAGGGACGCAUGUACAAGCAGGGCCGUGUGAUGCGCAACUGGAAGUCUCGAUACUUUGUGCUUAGUGUGUCGAAGGUGGAAUAUUUCAAGAGUCCGAGCUCUACGACAUCGCGUGGCGAAAUGAGCUUCCUGAAUCAUCGCUGUACUGUGCGUUCGCUAUCUGGGACUGGUGACGUGGUGUGUCGCUCUCCUAACGUGACUGCAGAGUAUUUGCUGGAACUUCGUGUGGAUGAUCGUCGUAUGGUCAUGGCCUGUACGUCGGAAUCGGACAAGAAGGGCUGGAUGGAUGCAGUUAAGCUGGCUAUUGAUGCCUCCAAGACUGUCAACCGCACACAGAACCUUGGAGAGUCACUACGAGAAGCCAAAGCAUUGCGAACACAGCGGACGGAGAGUCUUUCGAUGGAUGGAACCUUCUUGGAUCGGAAUGCUGGUGGCCGUCUGUCGCAGUUCAACUAUGAGGCAUUCUCCACGCCCGUGAUUCACGUUGGUGUUCUGUCAGCUACUAAUCUGACCAAAUCGGGCAGCUCCGUUAACGCGAUUUGCGAAGUUACAGUGGGCGCCGAGACCUUCAAGACUUCAGUGGUUAAGAACCAACGGUCUCCUGUGUGGAAACAAGAUAACUCGGCUUCGUUCGAGGCCCCCAGUGACGACAUGGUGGUGGAGAUCCGUAUCUUCGACGAGCACUUGUUCCGUGCGACUGAGUUGAUUACGACGCUUACGAUUCCUCUGAGGUCGUUGCCGAACAUGCAGAAGACAACGAAGAAGUACCCUCUGGCUCUCGGUAGCCGGUCGGCAGGAGCUGUACUGACUUUGUCACUGGAGUACGUGAAUAAACAGAAAGCGUAUGAGGAGGACCAAGAGCGUGGACGCCUGGGCGAUGACCUGAACAGCAACGGCAUGAUGAAUGAGCGAGAUGAAAUGGUUAAGAUUAAGGCCGAAGCUCAGAUGGCAGCCGAUGAAGCCACGCAUCACGCUGCUCGUGCCCAGGAAGAAGCACACAUGCUGCUGGAGCAAUCUCGACAGAAGGCAGAAGCAGCUAUGGCUGCAGCUCGCGAAGAGCAGCGCGAGGGUAAAGCUGCUGUGGAGAAGGCAAUGGCAGAAGCAGCUCGAGCGAAGGAGGAAGCAGAGAUGCAGCUCGCUGAAGCUAAGCGAGCCCAGGAAGAGGCCCAGAAGCUGAUUGAAGCAAACCGUCGUAUUCAGGAGUCGGAUGUACAGGGACCAUCGAUCUACGCUGUGUACCGCAAGAUGAUUCAGGACGGCGAGUCGAACGACGACGUGAAGAAAAAAAUGCAAGAAGACGGCGUCGAUGAGAUGGGUAUUCAUGCGUUCUUUGAUGGUAUUAACUCGUAUGACGAGAAGAUCCGUGCGCUGCAGGCAGAAGUGGAGAAGCUGAAGCGUAGCCGCUCCGUCCGACAGAGAGAAGAGCCGAAGGCGCAAGAUAUGUUGGCCAACUUGGACAUCUCUAGCGACCAAGUUAAACUGCUACGUCGUCUAUUGAAGCUGGAGAAGCAGUUGCAGCAAGCUGGUAUUGCCGUGGCCGCAGAUAUUCCGUAUGAAGAGGCUAUGGCGAAGGUGCAAGAGAUUUCUAAGCGUAUGCAGGAAAUUGGUUCAGCUGAUGUGACGCAUCCGGACGCCACGAUCCAGAAGCAGCUGCGUGAAGAGUACUACCGUCUUGAACAGGAUAUGGAGAAGUACAACACUGCUCUUAUGCUGACUGAUGAGUACGCUGCUGAAGAAGCACGGAAGGAGCGUGAAUGGGAAGAGGAGAACUACGAAGAGAACGUUAAGGCGCUGAAGGCCAUCCGUCGGAUGAUGCCGGUUGACGUGAAGAAGAUGUCGGAAGCUGAUCUCCAGACUGUGCAGUCACCGACGGGCAAGACACUUCCGCGUGAUAUUGCUCGAAAGUAUAAACGCACGAACGUCCUGGAGCUGAUUCGUAUGAACCCCGCGGAUAUUGCGAAGAAUCACCCGUCGUUGCUGGAUAACUUGCGUGUUACUGGUCUCUCGGUGACAGAGCGUCGUGCGCUGCACAUGCACUUGCGCGAUAUUGCGGAGACAUGGAAAGCUCAACAGGGAGAAGAAAUGACGAAGAAGAAGUAUGAGUGGUUUAAGACGCUUAAGGAGACGUUCAAGACCGUUGUCAACUCUUACAACAAGCACGUGAAGCAAUACGGACCAGAGGAUAAUCACCCGUACGCCACACGCGACGACCCAGACAUCGGUUGCCCGAUGAUUGGCAAGCAAUGUCCUAUCAAGGCUAACCAAACUCCUGCGUACGAUCAGGAUCUCGGAUAUCCCGAUGGAGAUGUGUACAUGGAAUCAACCGUCGAGAAGGGUAACCCUGAUGAUGCUGGUGCACGAGCUCUGGCCGAAGCUCAGGAACUGGCCCGAGCGAAGCUUGCGAACUCUCGUGCUGACGCCUUGAAGAAGCACUACCGCAACGUGCGUCUUGUUGCUGAGGCCAACGGUGCAUGCGAGUUGAUCGAUACAUCGCUGGAUCAGAUCGAGAACCGACAGUUGCUCUGGUUCCAGGCAAGACUCAAGCGCCGACUUGAGCGAACGGAGACGGCUGCGACAAUUAAGGUGGAGCUGGCAGAGUUUGGUGAGGUGGUGAACGAGAUUCGUCUGGCAAGCUUGAAGUUCGCCGAGCGAUCGGGUAUGAAUCUUUCCGGUAAGCGGGACGCGUCGCUGGAUGCGAAGGAUACGCGCUCGUCUAUCGAGUGUAAUCUGAUUCUGCUGUACUGCGAUGCCGUGAUUGACUGCUUUGACGGCAUGAUCGAGCGUAUGGAUGAGGUCAAGGCAAGUGAUAAGCGUCUGCGGUCAGCUAUCCCUGUUAUUCGCGGUCUUUUGAAGGAUCUGGGCGAAAAGAGUCAGAGCACAUUGGACUCGCUGAAGGACAAGGGUCCACCUGCUAACCGUCGCGUGAAGACAAGAACCGAAAUCAUGAAGGAAGCGAAGGAGAAGAACAAAAGUGCUGCUGCACCAGCAGAAAGUGAAGUGGCGGAGGAAGCUGGUCCAGCCCGGGCACCGCACCCAAUGAUGGCGGCCAGAGGUAGGGGGCGUAGUGGUCGCGGAGGUGGGCGAAAUGACCUGUUUGCAGCGAUUAGUGGUCGUGGCCGCGGUGGCGACGGUGAUGGUCCUCCAGGACCCCCUACCGACUUCCUGUCAUCAAUUCGCGGGCGUGGUCGCGGAAACCCGGGUGGUCCAGGGCGCGGUGACUUGUUUUCUGCGAUUAAGUCUCGCAGUGGCGGCGGAGAUGAUGGUGGUCGUGGCGGUCGGGGCGGCGACUUGAUGUCAGCUAUUCGAGGCCGUGGAGGAGAAGGAGGAGGAGGAGGAGGAGCCCCUGGCCGUGGUAACCUGAUGGCUGCUAUCGCUGCACGGAAAAAGGAAUAGAAAGCUUCUAGACCAGACCGAGCCACUUGUGAUAGAGCGAGAUGUUGGUGCCUGUAGCUAGUGAGGAAAAGCGUAAAACACGAGGAAAUGCAAAAAAGACAAA
Phytophthora infestans T30-4 is the source of this 4408-nucleotide messenger RNA. RefSeq lists its product as uncharacterized. The transcript has a single exon. Gene Ontology annotation, molecular function: protein binding. The coding region runs from base 1 to 4305 and encodes 1434 amino acids. The record is from RefSeq and is a predicted model, not a curated record. NCBI's taxonomy places the organism in Eukaryota, Oomycota, Peronosporomycetes, Peronosporales, Peronosporaceae. Gene Ontology annotation, biological process: actin cytoskeleton organization. Gene Ontology annotation, cellular component: plasma membrane.